GGAUUUCCCUCACUAUAUAAACCCCCCUUCCCUCUCUUGUCCCCUCACACGUAUUUCUCGCUCUCCUCACACGUAUUUCUCGCUCUCUGGUCAGGCCCUUUACCUGAUAUUUCGCAGCCUGAUAUUUUCCUCUUCGCUCGAAGCCUCGGAGGAGUUGACUUGCGCUCGGCCAAAGAUGGCACUGGUUUCCGGAGGAUCAAGGUUGAAUCCCAAUGCCCCUCUCUUCAUCCCUGUGGCUCUGCGACAGGUGGAGGAUUUCUCCCCGGAAUGGUGGCAACUGGUCACAACCUCCACAUGGUACCAUGAUUACUGGCUCAGUCAACAGGGUGAGGAUGGCUUCUAUGAUAAUACCCAGAAUGAAGUUGACAAUGUCGCCGAUUUGCUUCCAGAGACCUUUGAUCUCGAUGUUGGUGAUGACUUCUCCAGUCUAGAAGAAUCUCAGUUUGAAGAGUUCCUUCAGAUGUCUCAUACUGAAGGUAAAAAUGUUUUGUUUUGGAACAUCAGCGGGGUUAGAAAAGAGUGCUGCGGUCUUGAAGAAUUUGAAGUCACUGGAGGACAGACAUCUGAAAUCGCCGGUGGAGCCGAGGAAGUACGCUGAGAAGCCAGCAAAGCAUGUGAGCCCGAAAUGCAGCCCCCGUUUCAUCCAGCAGCCUCGUUGAAACUGGAAAGCAGCUAGCCUCCCUUGUGUAGUUUAGCCGAUGGCAAAACCGAGUAAUUUGUAGUUUCUGUAAUUUCAUAGAGCAAGGCUGAAACACUUGCUUCUAUCCGUGUUCAUUCUGAUGCACCUUUCGUUCGGUUUACUAAAAGUACCCUUGGGUGAAAGCUGUAAAAAAAAUGUUACAAGUUUCUUAACAAAACAAGUAAAAAGUAGAGUUUCUAGUUC
Messenger RNA from Malus domestica (apple), 883 nucleotides. Its product is annotated as protein EARLY RESPONSIVE TO DEHYDRATION 15-like. NCBI's taxonomy places the organism in Eukaryota, Viridiplantae, Streptophyta, Magnoliopsida, Rosales, Rosaceae. The record is from RefSeq and is a predicted model, not a curated record.